AUGGGUGACCUGUUCAGCGGCCUCAACGACGGAUUGCUCAGCCGUGCGGAGGCGCUCGCCGCUGUUGAUAUAAGUAAACAUCAGUCCGGACCUCAGCCAGGGCCGCCAUUGCCGCAGCUAAAACAUGACAUGGUCUACCAUCACGGUGUAGGAGGACCACCGUCACAUAACGCCCGGCCGCAUCAGAUGGGCCAUCAUGGAAUGGAAGGGCUCGAUAUGCUUGAUCCGUUGACUUCUUCGUCUAUGACAACAUUAGCUCCUAUGGGUGAAGCAGCGCCUCCACAUCAUCAGCUACAUGGGUACGGUGCAAUGAACCACGUUAUGAACCACCAUCAUCACCCAGGUGGCUUAAGUCACGCUCCGCCUGCUCACUUAGGUCAUCCAGCGGCUGCCCUUCAUCCGGAUACUGAUACAGAUCCACGAGAAUUGGAAGCAUUUGCGGAAAGGUUCAAGCAACGUCGAAUUAAGCUUGGUGUUACACAAGCAGAUGUUGGUAAAGCUCUCGCAAAUCUGAAACUACCAGGCGUAGGAGCUCUCUCUCAGAGUACAAUAUGUCGAUUUGAAAGCUUAACCCUAAGCCACAAUAAUAUGAUAGCCCUGAAACCAAUUUUGCAAGCGUGGCUGGAGGAAGCAGAAGCGCAGGCUAAAAACAAAAGAAGGGAUCCAGAUGCACCCAGUGUACUUCCAGCUGGUGAAAAGAAACGAAAAAGAACAUCUAUAGCAGCUCCUGAAAAACGAAGUUUAGAGGCAUAUUUCGCCGUACAACCUCGACCAUCAGGGGAGAAAAUCGCCGCGAUAGCAGAGAAGCUAGAUUUGAAAAAGAAUGUCGUUCGCGUAUGGUUCUGCAAUCAGAGGCAAAAACAGAAACGUAUGAAGUUUGCGGCGCAACACUGA
This is a messenger RNA of Parnassius apollo (apollo), 894 nucleotides long. Lineage: Eukaryota; Metazoa; Arthropoda; Insecta; Lepidoptera; Papilionidae. The record is from the annotation of a GenBank genome assembly.